UGACUGUAUGUGUGUGUACGCGCCGUGGCUGCCAGUGAACAUGGCGGAUGACAACGUAGAAGCGGAGCUCGAUUGGAGCGGCCAGGCCAGCCUGCUCGACGAGGAAACAUUUUUCGCCAUGGAGGGAUUGCAGGCCACCCUUCAGCAACACGAGGCCGAGCUUCGGCAGCAAGAUAUUUCCGAAGAAUCGUCCACGGAGUAUUGCAAUAACUUCUGCCAGGCUCUAAUGCACUAUGCUGGGAGCAGAAAUUCAGUGGAACACGGAUUGCCUCUGUUGGAAGUCUACUGUCUAUCCAUAAACUGUUUUGCAGCUGCCAGGCCACAUCUCACAGCCGACUCCCCAAAUGUUGCCCUUGUGCUCAAAAGACUUGCAUUGAGUUGCCUUGAAUUGUUGUUGUCAGUGCCUCAUAAUGAAAUACCUUAUGAAGCCUGGCUGCAGUUUCAUGGAUCAGUUCAGGCGGCCCAUGAGGCCAUGCUGGAGUAUGGCAGUACAGAUUUGCAGGCCCUGCUGAACAUAACAGGGGAGGGUGGAGCAUGGAAUAACCCUGUCCUGGUCUCUCUUCUUACCGGCCAGCCCACAGAACCUGAUGAGGUAAAUGCCUAUCUUGCUUUGGAGGGAGAGGGUUUCAUGGAAAUGAGGAUCAAACACCUGGAGAAAGUAGGGGAGAUAGAGAAAGCCCUGAUCCUCAACAAAGCCUGUGCUAACUGUAGCCUCAUGCCCAACCAGUCCACCUUUCGGCAAACAUUUGUCACCCAACUGUGCCAGCAGCUCCCUAGUGAGGAAGCAAUUAUAGAGAUUUCUAGAAUAGAUGGGAAAGAUGUCCUGGACAUUAUUUGCAACAUGGACACUGAAGGAGAUGAGAACACAGCCUUGAUCUUGUGCACCACCUAUUUGACACAACAGCUACAGCAAGAGAGCUUGUGUUGCACCUGGGAGUUAAUCCUUCUUUGGAGUAAACUACAGAGAAGAAUUGAUGUGUCGCUUGAAUCAUUUCUUGAACGGUGCUUGCAGUUUGGAGCCAUUUCCAAGACUAUCUACCAUCUCCUUUUCCUCAUUCGUGUCAUUCAGACAGAGACAAUGCACCUUGGCCUAGGAGUAUCAGUUGAACUGUGUGUGAAGGCUCUUCGGCUUCCAAAGCAAGAAGAUGUUGGCUCUAAAACAAUGGUCUGCAAGACUGUUGCCUGUCUCCUUUCUGAGGAUCUGGAGAUGAUACGGGCCUGUCAGCUCACAGAAUUUCUUCUAGGUCCUGCUCAGGAGGCCUUUGAUGUCCUCGAGGACCUCUACACACGUCCUGAUCAAAAAUAUGAUGAGGAAAAUGCCAUUAUUCCAAAUUCCCUGCGCUGUGAACUGCUACUUGCUCUGAAAGCACACUGGCCAUUUGACCCUGAAUUCUGGGACUGGAAAACAUUGAAACGGCACUGCAUUAGAUUAUUGGGGCUGGAACAUGAGGAUGAAGUGGAGGAUGAAGCAUCAUCCGAGGAGCUGUAUAAUCUAGAAACAGUUUUGAAUGAAAAGGCAGAGGAGGAGGAGGAGGAGAGAGAUAAGUGUGAAAUCAAUGGGUUUAGCAGCAACGAACAAGAGCAGACAGUGGAGAAAACAGAUACAACAAAGCAACACAAAGUCUCAAAGAAAAAAGCACAAGGUCUUAAAUGCCAGAAGUAUAAGUUUCUCUGCAAGAUAUGCCAUAAAGAAGUGGUUGAGUCAAGAAUCUGUCACCACACCAAAAAGCAUAUGGAGAAUGGUGUGUGGAGGUGUCCGGUAUGUCUGCAAGAGUUCAAAAGUAGGAAGGAGUUUGUGCCACACUCCAAAAAACACAUUCAGAUGCCUACAAAGGUCUGUCGCUGGAAAAAUAAAGUGAAGAAGGUGGACCAGAAAAGCGAUUUUAAGGAGGAUGGUUUCGAAGACCUAGAACCUGGUCAGAUUCCUUUAGACCCUUCCCUUGCUAUGUACUAUCAGUCCACCCAUGACCCUGUUGUAUUAGAACAUAUUUUAGAGCAAGCAGCCAGUGUGCCUAAAAAGCAAGAAGAAAAUGACUAUAUCACAUUUGACUACAUCAACAAAUACUUCAAAUUGCAGGAUCGUGAUGUUUACCAGUGUCCAGCCACUGGCUGCUCAAAGAAUUUUAAACUUUUCAAGUACAUGGGUAUACACAUAAAAAAUGAUCAUGAUAAUGAAGACCCCAACGUGAAACAUUAUCUGGAGAUGAAAGACCGCCGGGAGAAGUGCACUUUCUGCCGGAAAACCUUUAUGACUGCCUACCACCAUCACAAGCACCGUCCGGUCCAUUAUGGAGAUCAUCCUUUCAUGUGUGUGAUUACCGGAUGUGGCGCUUGUUUUGACACCACCAAUGAACUCUUUGCUCAUAAACAUAGUCAUGGGUAUCGUUUGUCCUACAGCUGUGAGUUGAAAGGCUGCAGUUUUACAUACUGUGACCUUGGGCAGCUCUACCACCAUGAGGCACAGCACUUCCGCGAUGCUGCUUACACAUGCACUGGUCCAGGUUGCAAGCAAUUUUUCUACUCGCGCAAAGAAUUUCUAAAGCACUUGGCCACCCAUAACAUCACUUUCACAGAGGAAGACUUUGAGAGGCAGAGGAAAAUUAAAAGGAAACUUUUGAUUCCAAAUGUAAGAGAUGAUAUGGGCUCUGGGUCAAAGGUGGAAUUAGAGAAUGACGUUCAAAAAAGUGGUUCAAGUUCAUCAUCUCAGCUCUCAGAAUGCAAAGAAUCUAAGGCUUCAUUGACAUGUGUUGCUGUUUGCUUUGAUGGCAAAAAAUUUACCUGUGGCCUAAAAAGGUGUGGGAGGACUUUCACUACCACCAGAGAACUUCAGAAGCACUUGAAAAUUGCCCAUGCAGACGAAUUUAAUGAGGAGGAACAAUUAUGCAAAAAAAAAGGACAAGCAAAGCAUUUUAAGACCCAAGGCAUUGAAUUGCAUAAACAUGGCCAGGAUAAUGUGUCCUCUACAGAUGAAUCUACUCAAGAAAAGGAUCUCUCACCUGGUGGUGAUUCUGUAGAUUGUGACACAACCCUUUCAGACAUGGAACUCAGUGCAACAGUAACUGAGAUCAUGCUUGGAUUGAGUCAGCUAACCCUUAAUUCCCAAAGCGCCAGCUAUGUUAGGCGGAACGCACAGAUAUCUGUUUCAGGAUCUAACACGUCAGUGGUCACUUGCCCCCCUAGCUUGAAUGCAAGAUCACCAGCCAAAGCAGCAACAAACAACAAAACUGAGCUGAGAACUCCUGUGGAAGGUAGUGAUUCAAAGAGACUUGCCAAAGCAACAACAAGCAACCAAACUGAGCUAAGAUCUCCUGUGGAAGGGAGUGAUUCAAUUAGACCCACCAAAGCAACAACAAACAACAAAACUGAGCUGAGAACUCCUGUAGAAUGUAGUGGUUCAAAGAGACUGCCCAGCAAGACUGAAUCACCACAAACACCUGAUAACAUUAAGGAAUCUGUCUUGGAGAAGGAUGAACCACAAAGUGAGAUCCUUGUGCAUCCCCAAACCCAGCCUUACACCUGUGACGCUAAAAGCUGCCACCACCAGAGUGCUACUAGUCAUGCUUUAAUGCAGCACUAUAUUCUGGUUCAUGGUUGCUCUUCAGAGGAGGUGAAUCAGAUGGAGGUGUUUCAGUCUCAAACAUUGAAGCCUUUCAAAGCACUUGAUGAUAACGUUAAAGAUUCUGUCUUGGAGAAUGAUCAACCACAAACUGAGUUCCUUGUGCAGCCCACAGCCAAACCUUACACCUGUGAAGCUAACAAUUGCCACUACCAGAGUGUUACUAGUUGUGCUUUAUUACAGCACUAUAUUAAGAUCCACCACUACUCAGAGAAAGAGGUUAAAGAGAUGGAGGUGUUUCAGUCUCAAACAUUUAGGUCCUUCCAGUGCCAUCUCUGCUCCAAGUGCUACAAAAACAAAAUACAGUUGAGGGUCCAUUAUAGACGGAUGCAUUGCAUAAAUGAAGCAGUUGUUGAACAGAUGAGUUGCUCUUCUAAAAAGAAGCUGGCUGAUGAGGAACCUGUUUUGUCCUCAUCCAAAAUAAAAAAUAGAAAGAAGUCACAAUCAUCAAAAGUGGAUGAGGUUAAAUCCCAAAGAAGAGAUGCGUGCAAAUGGCAACAGAGAUGCCAAAAAAGAGAUUAUCGAUUGUGGACAAGAACACUAGAUAGGAAAAAUGGCAAAGUUAAAACUGAAGAGAAAAGGCAGACCAGCAAAAAUGUAUCAUCACCGCAGCAGGUCACUUCUGAGACUUGCGCUAAUGUGAACCAUUCAGUGGAUGAUGGUAGGGGAAGCCGCCGCUUGGUUGCAAAAGGGAAUCUGAGCUACAUCCUCGGCAAAUGCAACAAAGCCUUUCCCUGCGUACACACAAACUGUAACGCUGCCUUCAGCAAUCAGAAAGGCCUCAAUGGCCACCUUCAGUUUAUACAUCACUAUAACCGCUCACAGUUGGGCUUCUCAUGUGAACACAAAGGAUGUGAUAAGCAAUUUAACCAUUAUUCUAGUCUUACUAGACACAACCGCCAAGUGCACAACCUUACCAGUAAAACAACUUCAAAAACAUCCUGCAGUGGGAAUACUAAGAGCAUAACAAAAAGACAGACGGCCACAUUGGAAGAGCCCAUACCGAGGUUUAAGUGUACCUAUGCUAACUGUAAUGAAUCAUACCAUCUCAAAAGCAGCCUCUUGCGGCACACUAGUCAGUUUCACCGGAACCAGCCUCCCUCAAAUCCAGUUGCCUCAGCUGUGAACUGCGAGUUUAACCCAAGCUAUAAAAAACAUGUGUUCUAUAGGCACUGUGAUCCAUCUGAUUCUCUUGUGGUGCGUCUUCAGAGUACACCUAAAAAAGAGUCAAAUAGUGGAUGCCAAACUAAGCUGAUCAUCUCACCCUCCUCUCAAUCGUCAAAAAACUCUCAAAAGCGAACUCUCAAGCAGUCUUUAAGAUUCUGCCGCAAGGGCCAGGAACUUGCUCAGUCUGAGGAGAACUUUGAGUCGAUUGAAGAAACGACAGAGAAGGAGCAAGUUAAAGUAUCUAUAAAACCAAAAUUCCCCCCCCAAAACGAAUUUGACCUGAUUGUCUUCCGAACACAUGAGGAGGCUUUGCAGAUGUGCCAAGAUCGCUGCCUGCCAGUGGCCUUCCCUUGCAUGGUACAGAACUGUGACUCUGUGGUUGCAUCUAAACGUAGUUUGAAGCGACAUUACAUGAGUUGUCACAAAGUUGCACGCAAACAGUUGGCUGAUAAUAUGGACAAGUUGUUUUACACUACUGAAAAACUUGAGGAGAUUAUACAAAAGAAAUCUGCUGUUUCUGCUAUACCUGAUUUAACACGGAUUCCAAAUGGUGUCCUCAAAAUGGAGUACCAAGCAGAGCCUUCGACCCCAGGUGGCCCAUCACUGCCAAUGAGCCUCCAUUCUAUCAAAACUGAGUCAAAGGGGCAGGAAGUGAUUCAUUCUUUUGAAUCAGAGUUUUCAGGGGAGUCACUCCAUGACAGCAAUUUGCUUAUUGCCGCAGAUGAUUUGCUCUAUGGGGAAUCAAGUGGGCAACCUGAAGAGCCUAUUUCUGAGGAGAGUCAAAGCCACGAGAAGAGGUCAAGCGCACCUCCCCUUAUACGUCCCCCACCAUUGGACCUCUCGCCACCCUCUACCCUCAGAAUAGCUUUUGAUGAAAGUUCAUUUGAACCCUCUGUUAGAGACAGUUAUAGUAAAUCCAUUAACAUUCCUCCCUCUGUUUCCAUAUCAGCUCCGACCACAACCCGGCAACCUCUCAGGCGGAAGAAUGAACUCUCUGAAGCACCAACCCUAGUCCCUCAUUCACCAAUCUCAAAGGAUCCCCGAACACACAGUCUAGUCCCAAGAGCUUUUGACAUCGCAGCUUACAAACCAAUUGGCUUUGAGUCAUCAUUCUUGAAGUUCAUUAAGGAGAAGGAAGAAGAGGUAAAAUAUGACAAGCAGUGGACUGCAGUAGUAACUAAUACUUGCCUCAAGCAAGAUCUACCUCGUCGGCGAGAUUGUUUACGACGCAACUGCUCAGUCAAAGAGAACAACGAGAGAGGAGCCGCAAUCUCUCGAAGCCGCAGGUCUCGAUCAUCACCUCUGAGGCAUUUGAUCUCUAAAGAAGAGUGUACCUCAAUCCAGAAUCUCCGGCUCAUUAUGGAGAGGGCUUUAAGGGGCUUUGGAGACCAAGCUAUAAAACAGCUGCAGUUCUUGAAGCCUGUGGUGGUUCUAGAGAGGCCCAAGUCCUCUGCCUCCAUUCUUGAUCUUUUACCCUCUGAAACUAAAGCUUAAGCUUCUACAUGGCACUAAGGCAGUUAAAACUCUAGCCCACUUUUUUUAUUUGAAAGACUUUCAUAGUAUUUUUUUAUAUCAUAGAUACAAUUUUUGUUUUUUUGGUGCCAGGGUUAGGCACCUUGUUUAAGUUGUGGCUGUUUAUAUGUGUGUAUAUAAGGUUAAAUGAAAAAAAUAAAAAAAAUAAAAAGGAAAUUAAAUUUUGAA
Messenger RNA from Myxocyprinus asiaticus (Chinese sucker), 6484 nucleotides. RefSeq names its product RLF zinc finger (gene rlf). Gene Ontology annotation, molecular function: DNA binding; DNA-binding transcription factor activity, RNA polymerase II-specific. The transcript is spliced from 8 exons. Bases 8 to 6277 code for a protein of 2089 amino acids. The record is from RefSeq and is a predicted model, not a curated record. Gene Ontology annotation, biological process: regulation of transcription by RNA polymerase II. NCBI's taxonomy places the organism in Eukaryota, Metazoa, Chordata, Actinopteri, Cypriniformes, Catostomidae. Gene Ontology annotation, cellular component: nucleus.